Molecule: messenger RNA, 1395 nt
Organism: Panonychus citri (citrus red mite)
Lineage: Eukaryota; Metazoa; Arthropoda; Arachnida; Trombidiformes; Tetranychidae
Product: mortality factor 4-like protein 1
Exons: 7
Coding region: 144-1100 (318 amino acids)
Biological process (GO): regulation of DNA-templated transcription; chromatin organization
Cellular component (GO): nucleus; NuA4 histone acetyltransferase complex
Source: RefSeq, a predicted model, not a curated record
UUUUUUUUUCUCUUUACAAUUUUUGUCAUUUUUUUAUUUAAAUUUAAUUGUUAAUUUUCACUGUUAAUUUAUCUUAAUCAAUUGUCUCAUUUUCAUUGUUUCGCAAUUAGUUACUUGUUAUCCUUUUAAUUUGGCCUUUAAUUAUGCCACCGAAACCUUGUUUCUCAGAAGGUGAAAAGAUACUUUGUUUCCAUGGGCCUUUACUAUAUGAAGCUAAGUGUCUCAAGGUCGCAUAUAUAAAAUCUGGUGGUGUUCGAUAUCUAGUUCAUUAUCAAGGAUGGAAUAAAAGUUGGGACGAGUGGGUAUACGAAAGUCGUAUUCUCAAGUACAAUGAUGCUAAUGUCCACAAACAAAAGGAUCUCUCUGAAAGCCACAAAUAUGUUUAUUCAGCUUCAAAUGCCGCGAAGAAUAAGAGUAAACUUAAGAACAAGAAAGGAUCCGGAGAACCAAAUCAACCAAUGGUUAUUGAAAAAGGAAUCAAACAAAAAUUGAACAACGAUGGAAAAAUAUCAAACAAAGAGCAGAGUAAAAGUAAACGACCCAAAAUCGAGCCUCAUGUUGAACCUGAGGAAUGUUACACCAACAAAUUGGAGAUUCGAAUAAAAAUACCGGACGAGCUUAAACCACUUCUCAUGGAGGAUUGGGAUCUAAUUGUUAGACAGAAAAAGUUAUGUAAACUUCCCUCCAGUGUUCCAGUAGAUGCAAUUCUCUCUGAUUAUAUCUCAAUUAAGAAAUCAAGUAAACUGAACGCAGCCAAAGAAGCCACUUUGAUUGAAGUUACUAAUGGAUUCAAGGAAUACUUCAAUGUAAUGUUGGGCUCUCAAUUAUUGUACAAAUUUGAACGAUCACAGUAUCAACAAUUUAUCCAUGAAAAUAAGGAUAAAGAGCCAUCAUCUUUUUACGGAUUCAUUCAUUUGUUGCGUUUAUUUGCUCGUCUUGGUGGUAUUCUAGCAUAUACAGCUUUAGAUGAAAAAGAAAUUCAACUUUUACUCUCUCAUAUUCAUGAUUUUUUAAAAUUCAUGGCCAAAAGUAUGGUCUAUUACAGCACAAAUGAUUACGAUUUUGUCUCAACUGAAUACCAAAAAAAGGCUGUCCAAUGACCAUAAUUUUAUUGACUUUCAUCAAUAGUAAUAUUAAUAAUUAAUAAUUUCAGCUAUUAUGUGAUCUUAUUCCUCAUUCUAACCAAUAAUUAACAAGUAUCAUGAUCAAUCAGUUUUCACUACAACUAUUGAUAUCACAUCUCAUCUCACACAUCCUGUAAUUGAUCAUAUUCGUUAUCUUAAUUUAUUAUUUAAUAUUUUGUUUAUCUAAAUGAGAUUAUGUAAAUAAUACUUAUAAUUUUGUACUCAAGCUAAUUAACAAAUCAAACAAUCAAAUCAAAUUUUCUUUCAACAA